Messenger RNA from Spodoptera exigua (beet armyworm), 768 nucleotides. NCBI's taxonomy places the organism in Eukaryota, Metazoa, Arthropoda, Insecta, Lepidoptera, Noctuidae. The record is from the annotation of a GenBank genome assembly.
AUGCGUAUUCUUGCUUUGCUAUCCCUUUGCAUAGCGGCCGUUGCAGCGGUGCCCUCCGGUGGUCAACGGAUUGUGGGUGGUUCCGUCACCACAAUUGACCAGUACCCGACUAUCGCUGCAGUUUUGUAUGCCUAUAAUUGGGUUCAUUUUGGACAUUCUUGUGGCAGCACCAUCUUGAACAACCGAUCCCUUCUCACUGCUGCUCAUUGCCUCGACCGCACCGAACCAGGGCAGCUAAAAAUACGUGUAGGUUCAUCUUUUCGUAGCAGUGGCGGUGUUCUUCACAAUGUUAUUCAGUACAUUAUGCACCCUGGAUAUAACUUUAGAACUUUUGACAAUGACAUUGGUAUUAUCCGUUCCGCCACCGCUUUCACCUUCAAUAACAAUGUCCGCGCUGCUUCCAUCGCUGGUGCCAACUACUUCCCCGCUGACAACCAACCCGUAUGGGCUGCUGGAUGGGGAGACACUUACUCUGGAUCGACAGCUGGCUCCGAGCAACUCCGUCACGUCCAGGUUGUAGUCAUCAACCAGAACACUUGCAGAAACCAGUACGCCAACACUAUCUACUCAAUCAACGACAACAUGUUGUGCUCUGGCUGGCCCACCGGUGGUCGCGACCAGUGCCAGCGUGACUCUGGUGGCCCUCUCUACCAUAAUGGUGUGGUUGUUGGUGUCUGCUCUUUCGGUAUGGGCUGUGCUGACGCUAAAUAUGCCGGAGUAAACGCUCGUGUUUCAUGGUACACCUCUUGGAUCCAGGCUAAUGCAUAA